CUAGUCUGAAUGCAUUUGCGCAAAGCGCCGCGUGAGGCAGCAUGUAAACUUUCUCUGUUGAGUUUGCCAGCUGACUGUCGUGUUCGUCAAGUUUCAACGGAUAAUGCGUUGUCAGAUCUCGUAUUAAUGAACAAAGGUCGAUGAGAUUCCCCAGUACAUUGCAGUGGGUCUGAAGCUCGCUGGUUUACUCAUGGCAGCAGAAAUAAAACCAGUCGGUGGGUCUGGUGCUCACGUUGGAAACACGAAAAAGCCUCAGCUCGUCAACAAGUUGGAAGGCCAUAAUGACGCAGUUAACAUGGCCGUCAUAAUUUCGGGAGAAGAUGGAGUUAUUAGUAUUAGCGACGACAGAACUGUUAGGGUAUGGCUCAGGAGAGAUACAGGACAAUACUGGCCAAGCAUCUGUCACACUAUGCCUUCACCAGCGUCUUCAAUGGACUACAACUCAGAAACCCGUCGUUUGUUCAUAGGAAUGGAUAACGGAUCUAUAUCAGAAUUCCAGGUGGCAGAUGACUUUAACAAAAUGACACACCAAAGAAAUUACUUAGCACAUCAAGGACGAGUAGUAGGCAUAGUGUUCUCUAUCAUAGCAGAAUGGGUGCUAAGUGUAGGAAGAGACAAGUAUUUUCUGUGGCACUGCUCGGAGACUGGAAGGAAGCUCGGAGGAUACCAAGGCAGCGCCUGGUGUACUGCAGUUCAAUUUGAUUCACAGUCAAAGCAUGCUUUCAUCGGUGACUACUCUGGUCAAAUCACCAUGUUGAAAAUUGAUGAAUCUGGAUACAAGCCAGUAACUACACUGAAGGGACAUUCAGGAAGCAUCCGAUGCCUGACGUGGGACCCUGAGCGAAAGUUGUUGUUUUCUGGUGGAUUUGACCAGAUGGUUAUUGUGUGGGACAUUGGUGGGAAACAAGGAACAGCCUACGAGUUACAGGGACACCAUAACAAAGUUACUGCCUUGUGCUACAACGGGCCGUGUAAAACACUGAUAUCUGGUAGCGAGGACUGCACUAUGGUCUUCUGGGAUAUGACUACCAAAAGGGUAGAGACUCCUGAAUGGGGGGAAAGCGACACAUGCCAGAGGUGUUCUCGUCCUUUCUUCUGGAAUAUCAAAGCAAUGAUUGACCUGAAGACCAUUGGAAUACGACAGCAUCAUUGCAGAAAAUGUGGGAGAGCAGUGUGUGACAAAUGCAGCUCUAACAAAACCUGCAUUCCGAUCAUGGGCUACGAGUUUGAUGUCAGGGUCUGUGACGAGUGCCAUGUUGUCAUUACUGAUGACGACCGAGUGUCUAUGGCGACAUUCCACGAUUCGCGCCAUUCCAUUGUGCACAUGGACUUGGACGUCACACGGGGCCAGCUGCUAACAACGGGCUCCGAUAGAAUUAUCAAGAUAUGGGACAUCAGCCACAUGACGGAUCAGUACUGAUAAGAGCCGCACUUACUGCCAGACACCGCGGAUCCUUACAGUUUUUCCUUGCACACACACGAAACCUGUAUUCCAGUGUACCGCCAUGCAUUGUGUGCAUUGUUGCGAUCCAUCUACGUUUGACGUGUGGCAGUCUUUCAACACGUUUCCUAUAGAAGUGAACAGUAGUGGGUUCCACCACUGAUGUUGGAAUGUGGGCUUUGCAAACGCUGUUAAUUUUAACUCGAACUCAGCAGACAUUGUAACUCUGUAUUAUAUCUGUGCUUUGAACAGUACAUUUUCUCCUAAUAUAUUUUGUUGGUGUGACAGCAUACAUAUUUAUAAAUGAAUCCUAGGCCAUCAGAAAGUCAACGUUUUUAGUAACCUGUGAGAGAAGGGGAGCAAGGGAUAUGUAACACACAAAAAAAAAAAAGUAUGCUGGGAAUUUACUUUUCGCAUAAACAUGGCCUUGACAUGUUCAUAACACGUUUCGAGAUUUUGCACGGACGUACAGUUGAGCUCUGUUUGUAGAUAUACUAUUUUUAAGUACUACAUGUGCGAGUGUUUUGUUUCAAAAGACUAAUGUACUAACCUUCUGAAUCAAAGUAUCGUUGCUGUACAUGCUUUCUUGCUUUGUUCGUCUUGAGUGCAGGACAUUGUGGUCAGUGUCCUUUAUGGUGCGAACCUGCUGAAGCGAUGCACAAGUUUUUUUUUUUUUUCUUGUUGACAGUACUAAUGGGUUCACGCACAUAUAAAUACACAAUGUUUGAUACAUAAACUAUAUUUCAUAAGUGAAGCCUGUACCGUAGUAAUGUUGCUGGUGCUUAAAACAGGUUCAGAAGGUGACACUGUUUUGGGGGUUGAGGCUGCCGUCACAGCUCGGCACAUGACAAAUUCUUUCAGAAUUUGGCUCUUUGCAGAACUGUAAAUCAUGUUUCGUAAGUGAUAAAACAUGUUAAACCCAGCUUAGGAGCGGUAUGUAUUCCAAUAAAUGCCUUCCGUUUCA
This is a messenger RNA of Ornithodoros turicata, 2405 nucleotides long. RefSeq names its product WD repeat and FYVE domain-containing protein 2-like (gene Wdfy2). NCBI's taxonomy places the organism in Eukaryota, Metazoa, Arthropoda, Arachnida, Ixodida, Argasidae. The record is from RefSeq and is a predicted model, not a curated record. The transcript has 13 exons. Gene Ontology annotation, cellular component: early endosome. Bases 191 to 1420 code for a protein of 409 amino acids. Gene Ontology annotation, molecular function: metal ion binding; protein binding.